Molecule: messenger RNA, 1023 nt
Organism: Vombatus ursinus (common wombat)
Lineage: Eukaryota; Metazoa; Chordata; Mammalia; Diprotodontia; Vombatidae
Gene: TPI1
Product: triosephosphate isomerase 1
Exons: 7
Coding region: 83-829 (248 amino acids)
Biological process (GO): glycerol catabolic process; gluconeogenesis; glyceraldehyde-3-phosphate biosynthetic process
Cellular component (GO): cytosol
Molecular function (GO): triose-phosphate isomerase activity
Source: RefSeq, a predicted model, not a curated record
AUAAGCGGCUCGGGUUGGGGCGGUGGUUGUGCUCUACUGCUGACCUUCAAUCUCCGGAGUCACUGCCCGUUACCGACGAGCCAUGGCGUCGCGCAAGUUCUUCGUUGGGGGCAACUGGAAGAUGAACGGGGACAAGAAGUGUCUGGGGGAGCUCAUCACCUCGAUGAACGGGGCCAAGGUGCCCGCCAACACCGAAGUGGUAUGUGGAGCCCCUUCUAUUUACCUUGACUUUGUUCGUCAGAAAUUGGAUGCAAAAAUUGGUGUAGCUGCUCAGAACUGCUACAAGGUGGCCAAGGGUGCGUUUACUGGGGAGAUCAGCCCUGCCAUGAUUAAGGACUGUGGGGCCAACUGGGUGAUCCUGGGACACUCUGAAAGGAGACAUAUCUUUGGGGAGUCGGAUGAGCUCAUUGGGCAGAAGGUAGCCCAUGCUCUGUCAGAAGGCCUAGGAGUGAUUGCCUGUAUUGGUGAGAAGUUGGAUGAGAGGGAAGCUGGAAUCACUGACAAGGUUGUUUUUGACCAGACCAAGGCCAUUGCAGAUAACGUGAAGGACUGGUGCAAAGUCGUCCUAGCCUAUGAACCAGUCUGGGCUAUUGGUACUGGCAAGACAGCUACGCCCCAGCAGGCCCAGGAGGUACACGAGAAGCUUCGGUGCUGGCUUAAGACCCACGUCUCAGAACCUGUAUCACAAUCUACCAGGAUCAUUUAUGGAGGCUCUGUGACAGGAGCCAACUGUAAGGAUCUGGCAUGCCAACCUGAUGUGGAUGGCUUCCUGGUGGGUGGAGCUUCCCUUAAGCCUGAAUUUCUGGACAUCAUCCAAGCCAAAAACUGAGCCCUUCAUGUGGCCCUCUGAUUUACCCCUCCCCCUCCCAUGUGAUUGUGAUGUUCAUUCCCCUCCCACCAUGGUCCACUUCAAGCUACACCUUCCUCCAUCAUGUAGACUGUGUGUACCAGUUCUCGGCUCCUCAGCCCUUCCUCCAAUGGACCAGGCCUUUCUCCAUUUACUAUAAAUUUGAAGGAAGCACA